AUGGCACCCUUCGUAUACGGCCCAUUGAAAGCCGGAUCCAUCCGCCUCAUCAGUAAUCUCUCCAUCAUCAGUAACCCCCCCGCCGACGAUCAAAUAAAAUGCACCCUCGAAGCGGCGGAGCUCGACAGAAACCCGAAUUACGACUGCCUCUCAUACACAUGGGAGGAACCUCUCUACCAGAAAUAUCUCCUUAUGCCGAGAGUGUACGAGAAGAAUCUUACUUACCCUAUCGACUGCAACGGCCAGACCUUCAACAUCGCUGAGAAUCUGCGUGAUGCGUUGGUGGAAAUCGGUAAAAGUCGCGGCGGCAAGGGAGGCCUUCAAGGUCUACAGGAUAAGAUUUGGAUUGACGCAGUGUGCAUAAAUCAAGACAACGAAUAUGAAAAGGGAAUUCAGAUUAGGAUGAUGAGUCGGAUUUAUGCCCGCGCUCAGAGCGUAGUCGUUUGGCUGGGCCCGGAAAUGCCUGAUGAUCCAAGGUUGAAAAAGGCCCUCCUCGUCAUGGAACGACUCUCUCAGAUUCCGCCCGAGAAAUUCAAGACAGCAGUGCUAUCCCGUCUAGGCAAUGCCGACACCUAUCAAAACCUCGGCAUCGAAUUCAUUUCAAAGACUGAAUGGGUGUGCUUCGGUUCGUUCGUCCUCCGCAGAUGGUUCGGUCGAAUGUGGGUUGUACAAGAAACCUUCUUCGCGAAGAAGUUCAUUGUCUUCUGUGGAUCAAACAUCCUUCCCUGGUCACAAAUCACAUCUGCAUCUCGGGUCCUCAAGUCAACCAGCCUCGGAACACUACUCAACGAAGCGAUGGAAGAAAGAGACAGGACAAUCGGCCAGCCAAGCACGACGUCGCAAUACAUCAGCAAUCCCAUCGCCAACCAGUUCCGUUUUCACGACUACAAGACCCAGGCAUUACCGCUGACGCUCGAGCGGCUCUUGGCGGACAGUAGAUAUUUCGGCGCCACGAAAGCUGAAGAUCGUGUCUUUGCGGUCCUCAACAUGUGGAAACCGAGCAGCUGGAAGAGGAAAAGAGACGGCGAUGUGGAGGACGAGACAGCGGUCUUCAUCAUGAAGAACAGCAUUCCUGCCGAAGUCUACGAGCGAGCCUCAAUCGUUUCGAUUCGCGAGACGGAAAAUCUUAACUUGCUCUCGCUCGUGGAAGAUAAGAAUUGGCGCAGACUUCCCGGUCUCCCGUCCUGGGUUCCUGACUUCAGUGCUCCCCUUGUGUGGACGCCUUUAGCUGGGGUUCCGCCUGCGCCGGCGGGCAUGAGUCGUUGGGCUGCGGGGGAAGCGUUGCCAUUCGCACUCCCUCUUCUCAAGACGAAUUCCGGUCGUCUCCUAGUGAAGGGGAUUCGCGUUGACGACAUCGAGAACUGUGCGGAAACGGAUCUAAACCUAAUUGACGAGUGCCAGAUGGUUACUUUACUGGAUAUCUUAUCUCGAUAUCUGGAAUUCGAAUCUGCAAACCCUUCUGGCACUUCAACAACAGAAGAUAGGUUCGAGGCAUUUUGGAAAACGCUGAUCAAAGACUCGUUUCUUGGGAGACCGGCUGGGUCCGAGGCGAGGAAGGCAUUCCCAAUGAUCAUCUCCAUGCGAAAAGCGCUCGAGAACCCCGUCAACAAGAGCGGGAUCAUCACACAGGACACCCGACUCCGCACGCUCUCAGAAAUCUAUUCCCGCACGCGGCGGCUUGUGAACAAGUUGGCUGCGUUGGACAACUCGGUCAUCCCGGGUUGGAAAUCCAUUCGGCACGCAAUCAAGCUUAAAAAGGAGUAUGGUGUUUACCCGGAAGAAAUGCACGAGGAUCUUGUGAAUAUCAUGGAGAGCUUCAACGCCGCUUAUCAGUGCCGGAGACUGUUUCGGACGAGGAAAAACUUCCUUGGGAUCGCCGCGCAGUCGUUGGAUACGGAAAGGGAUGUGGUGUGGGUGUUGGCUGGGGCAGCCGUUCCGGUGGUGUUGAGAGCCAAGGACGCGACGGGUGAGAAAUGGGAGUUUGUGGGGGAGGCGUAUGUGCAUGGGAUUAUGAAUGGAGAGGCAGCAGCCGUUGGGCAAGAGGUGAGCAUAAUCUUGGAGUGA
This is a messenger RNA of Hyaloscypha bicolor E, 2064 nucleotides long. RefSeq lists its product as uncharacterized. The transcript has 2 exons. The record is from RefSeq and is a predicted model, not a curated record. Bases 1 to 2064 code for a protein of 687 amino acids. NCBI's taxonomy places the organism in Eukaryota, Fungi, Ascomycota, Leotiomycetes, Helotiales, Hyaloscyphaceae.